UUAAUAUCUACGUCGUCGGCAUUAGAAAUCACUCACCGUUUUCAAACCGCAAGGCCUGAAGUCAGACAACUUCUCCUCGAAUACCUUUUGCCCUGGCUACACAACAUGGAACUUGUUGAUCCCAACGUACCCCCGGCCAACCCUCUCUUCUAUUAUCAAUUUUAUGCAAAUGAUUUGGGACGUCCUGAAGGAAGAAAGGAGGGAUGGGGCUCAGCCGAGGCUACCGAAAUGGUACUCAACAAUAUUUUUUAUAUAACCGCAAAGUUCGGUGAUAACCAUCCGAAAGAGAUGGAGGCGAUUUGGGCCACCCUCUGCACCUCAUGGCCGAACAACAUGAAAGUUAUCAUCCGUUAUCUCAUCAUUGUAUCAGGAAUGGCCCCUUGCGAAUUACUGCCAUUUGCAAAAAGGGUGGUGCUGUAUUUGGCCCGGGUGCAACCGGCUCGUCUUUUGGACGAAAUGAUGUUUGAACUUCAAACUGUUGAAACGUUAAAUUGUUUGAUUGAACGGACAGAAACGCCCCCUUUUUAUCGUCUGACCGUCAUGAGGAAGGCUUCGAGCCAUUCGGACGGGGGUGGAGUUGCUGGUCAAACAGAUUCAAACAGUCGUAGUGAAGGCAUUGAAAAGGGAACUAUCCAUACGAAACGUCACAGUGGCGAAGAUCCCCUAAAAACGAACAUUUCAAAAUCGGAAUCGGCAAUAAAAGUUUUGGGUGAAUUUCAAUCUCCACGAAGCGAUAAACAAAGAAAUCUUGCCGUCCCCAAUCCUUAUGACGAACCGUCAUCCCCCACGGCUAAUCCUGACUUACAACCCCCCGAAGAUAUGUUCGCGGUCGAUAGACGAAAUAUGCAGGCGGAAAAAUUUGACAUUCCAAUUCCCCAGCCGCAUCCCCUCCCCAUGCCGGAAUAUGGGGGUUAUUUCGCACCCCUGACCGAAUACCUUCCAGACAGUUCGCAACCCAUAUCUGGAUUUCAUAGGGUAGUACAUUUUAGAUGUAACGUUGCCGUUAUGCUUUUGUGCGAUGUGGUGAUCGAUGGUCUGGAACUAGAUUGGACCAUUCAUGUUCCACUGAUGCUACACAUUCUAUUCCUUGGACUGGAUCACACCAAACCCAUCGUUUAUCAGCACUGCAAACAGCUCCUGUUAAACCUGCUGGUUGUCCUAGCCGAGCACAACGAUCAUUUGACCGUUGCACAUAUACUUCUCAAUAGCAAAACUAACCAGCUGGGUCUUGGUCUGCCCAUGCCAUCGUUGCCCAUCGUCCAGCAUGUGUUUACAGAUCCAGAACCCAGUUUCGAUUCUUACAUCAACGGUCCUCCGUCUGCAAGCACCCUUGUUGAUUCUUCGAACGCUCCUAAGGAGGUAACGUCUUCAAACACCAUUGUUUCUUCAGAAAGCAAAGAAAAUAACGCACCGUCGCAAGUUCCCGUUAUAAUAACGUCUGAAAAUCAAUCUCCGUCGUACUCGGGUCAAGAUUCGGGGUCUUGCCUGACAAUCCAAAACGUGAUCAAGUCCCUUAUAGAUUUUGUGGCGACGCGCCAAAAUCAACCCUUGUGGAAUUACGAAGACAUUACAGCUAAAGUGUGGUCAAUUCGUAGUGCCGAACAAAUGGAUGUUUUUCUGCAGCACGUGCUCAGGGUGUUCAGGGAGUCGCUGCCCAGUGCGCACGUGAACGAACGAUGGGCGCAAACUGCCCUUCAACUGGGACUCAGCUGCUCUUCGAGGCAUUACGCAGGACGUUCGUUGCAAAUAUACAGAGCUUUAAGGGUUCCCAUCAGUUCCAGGAUGUUAAGUGAUAUUUUAAGUCGAUUGGUGGAAACUGUUGCAGAACAGGGCGAAGACAUGCAGGGUUACGUCACGGAACUCUUGCUAACUUUGGAAGCGGCUGUUGACUCGUUGGAGUCCGACUUUCGACCUCUUGAUCUUAUGAAGGACUUUUUCAAGUCGACUCCUAAUUUAAAUAACAAAGAGUUGGGUAAAAGGUCGAUAUAUGGUAAUAUGGUACAGGGUGAAGCCGUGCCUCCGUUCUCUUUCCUGAACCAGGGUCACAUUCGAAGUACCAGCUAUUCUGUUUCGUACGGUUUCCGGAAAGCUUCUGGUUCCCCAGCCAGCGAUGGCAAAGAGAUGCGUGCACGGUGCGGAUCGGAGGUGGAGAAAAAUAAAUUCUCUUCCUCCAAUCUGUCACGAAGUCGAUCAGCCCAGAGUUUAAAACUCCUUGGAGAUUCGGCUUCUCAGGAUGACAAAAUGACAAUCCUUGCGCAGUUGUUCUGGCUUUCGGUCUCCCUUCUGGAAUCAGACUACGAACACGAAUUUUUGUUAGCCUUGAGGUUGUUGGCGAGAGUCCUUCACCGCCUCCCAUUGGAUAGACCGGAUGCGAGGGACAAAGUGGAAAAGCUCCAAGUGCAACUAAGGUGGAGUUCCUUUCCGGGGGUUCAUGCCCUUUUACUGAAGGGUUGUACCCAUCCUAACAUAUACGAGCCUGUUGUUUCGCUAUUAUCGCAAUUCACCCCUCUACUCGAUCUCGUGGUGGUCGACCCUUCACAAAGCAUCGCUUUUCCAAUGAACGUGAUCGCAUUGUUACCUUACAUGCUCUUGAAUUACGAAGAUGCCAACGAGUUGUGUAUUCGAAGCGCCGAAAAUAUUGCACAGAUAAGUGUGGAAAAGAGCAAGAAACUGGAAAACUUAGCGACCGUCAUGAAUCUCUACAGUCGUCGAACAUUCAGCAAAGAAAGCUUCCAGUGGACCAAGUGCGUUGUGAAAUACCUCCACGACACUUAUUCCCAUUUAAGUCUGAACAUGCUCGCGUUCCUAAUCGAGAUGUUGGAAAAAGGUCCUUCUAACAUGCAGUUGCCCAUUCUGAAUAUAGUCCAUUGUAUGCUGCAUUACGUCGAUCUGAACUCUGCCUCCGCCCAACCGAUUAAUGCCGAUCUGUUACGCGUGGUCGCCAAGUAUAUCGAAGGGAUGCACUGGAAAGAAGCCCUUAAGAUCUUGAAACUGGUGGUGACACGGUCCAGCACGUUGGUGACGCCUCCUGCGUCUUCCCAACAUACCUAUUGGGAAAGCUCGCUCGUGUCCGCACCUCAUCCAGCAUUCACUGAUAGCGACAUCUUCGUCAAAAAGGAACUUCCAGGGCGUACGAUGGAUUUCACCUUUGAUGUAUCUCAGACACCUGUAAUUGGUAGAAGACUGAUAAACAACAAGACUGAAGAUGGUGUAGACAAAGCGAAACCGGUUGCUUCUCCGAGACGAUCCUGUUCUUUGAGUCCUGCCGAUACAGCCCCACUUUCAGGGUGGAAACGUCCCUGGAUGUCCCAAGGAAGAGUUCGAGAAUGUUUGGUGAAUCUACUGACUGCAUCGGGACAAAGGGUGGGAUUACCCAAGAGCCCGUCUGUCAUCUUCAGUCAAAGUUCGGACCUGAUAGAGCGUCAAUCGAGCAUGGCAUCGAGUACUGAGGAAAUGUCCGCUGCAAAUAAUGACCUCAGCGGGGGUUCGAGGAGGGACGACGCAGCCACCGACUUUGGAGUGUUCAAGGACUUUGACUUUUUGGAAUAUGAGAGCGAAAGCAUUGAGGGUGAAAGUACGGAUAACUUUAACUGGGGUGUUCGUCGACGGCCUUUGAGUGAAGGGGAGGAAGAGUCCCCUAGUAUGCGACUGCUGGAAGAGAGUGUCAGUGAACGUACUCCUGUCAUAACGAUCCGAAAGAGGGUUACCACUGAAGAAUCGUCAGAUGAUGAAAUUGGUUCAGAGUCACCCCUGGACGAAAUUGCAGUCGCUCCAGAGUUUGAGAACAGUUCAGCAGGUGGUAGUGCAGUGUUUCUACCCUCGUCUUUAAGCCUAGGAGAACAUAGGACCCGAAGGGACUCCAGCACUCGAUCAGACACAAGCGGUUCGAGUGCAGGAGAUUUAGGUGAUGUGACACCAUGUAACGCAUCCCCCAACUUGUCCCAGAUGAUCAAUAUUAGACCCAGUACAAGAAAUGAUACCGUUGAGUCCUGGUCCAAUUUCAUUCAGAAUAUGAUGAGCCAAACUCCCACAAAUACCUUGGAAUUAUUCCAUCAGUUGCAACGUCUUAUUCGUUGUAUCUGCACCUCAACCAUCACAAUAACUCGUGAGUCUUGUGCUUUCUUGUCCCAGUCUGCAUCAUCAGGUCUUCCAACGAUAAAAUUAAUAAGUUCACGUCUAAAUUCAAUGAUCGAUAUCCUCACCAACAGGAUCUUACCUAUCCAAUACAUCUGGUUCAAUUCUACGUCUUUAAAUAAUAUUCGUUUAUCUGAAACGUUGCGAUAUGGAAUCCUGGAAGUCCAGGAACAUCUGGAAACAUUGUGUGACAAGAAAUAUCAAGCAACUAUGUAUUCGGAUGCUGUAAAGACGUCUUUGAAAUUGGAAAUGUUAAGUGGUGAACAUCCAGAUUCAAGACACGAAGAAUAUUUACUGGAUCUUGGGAAAGCUCUUUACAAAAUGCAUUUUCAACUGUUGCUGUUAGUCGAAUCAGCGAAUAAGAUGAUUUCCACGUUAAAUGCGACCCUUAAAAGUUCCCAGUUGAGAGACUUUGCAGCAGAACUGGUGUCAGUCAGAAAUGCCCUGAACAGAGCUCUGGAAGAUCGGGAAGCAGACGGUGGUACUCCAACGCCUGUGUGCUCAACUGUGGCAUCACCAGCUUCAGCAAACGUCGACGAAUUAGAAUCCACCCUCUUCGAGCACAUCGUCAAUGAACGGUGGUCUUCAGCAAUUUCCUUCGUCAAACAUCAUCGAGGACAACUGAGUGGAGAAUUGGAUACAGUUCUAGAUAACACUGGGGAUGACCUGGUCCUCAUACUGAACGUCUAUUGCAAGAGGACAGUUGCUGAAAGACCAGAGUGUUUCGUAAUUACAAAUCCUGAUAAUGAUUUGUCAGACGUUUUUGGACGCCUGUUCCAAGUUUCAGCAGCAGUGUCUGACCUGGAGGGUAUUGUGAAAACCAAAGAACCAGAAAAUGGAACAUGUACUCCACAGAAAAACUGACUAUGACGUCGUCUCUCCUGCUUCUCUCUAUGUUUUUGUUAACCGUGGUAACAAAACGUAGCUUUUUAAGGUUUAUUAUACUAAUUAUUUAUUAUAUCUGUAUACAUAUUACGCUGAUUUAUUUGUUAUAUCUUUUUAUUAUUCCUACUCAAUAAACUACAAGUAUAUAUGCAUGUA
Agrilus planipennis (emerald ash borer) is the source of this 5175-nucleotide messenger RNA. Its product is annotated as protein furry-like. The transcript is spliced from 21 exons. Gene Ontology annotation, biological process: neuron projection development; cell morphogenesis. Bases 106 to 4998 code for a protein of 1630 amino acids. NCBI's taxonomy places the organism in Eukaryota, Metazoa, Arthropoda, Insecta, Coleoptera, Buprestidae. The record is from RefSeq and is a predicted model, not a curated record. Gene Ontology annotation, cellular component: site of polarized growth; cell cortex.